UUCGGGGCGACGGGGCGGAAGCGAAGGGAGACGCAACCUCUGUUGUCGACGAUAUUUGCUAUCUCCUCUGCUAACGUUCUGUCAUGAGUUGCUAAAAUCAUGGUGAAAUGUUGUUCGGCCAUUGGAUGUGCUUCUCGCUGUUUGCCGAAUUCCAAGUUAAAAGGAUUGACAUUUCACGUAUUCCCCACAGAUGAAAACAUGAAAAGAAAAUGGGUAUUAGCAAUGAAAAGACUUGAUGUGAAUGCUGCAGGAAUUUGGGAGCCUAAAAAAGGAGAUGUGUUAUGUUCAAGGCACUUUAAGAAGACAGAUUUUGACAGAAGUGCUCCAAAUAUUAAACUCAAACCUGGAGUCAUACCUUCUAUCUUUGAUUCCCCAUCUCAUUUACAGGGGAAAACAGAGAAACUUCAUUGUAGAAAAAACUUCACUCUCAAAACUCUUCCAGUCACAAGCCACAAUCACCAGCUUGUUGGUGCUUCCUCAUGUAUUGAAGAAUUCCAAACCCAAUUCAUAUUUGAACAUAGCUACAGUGUAAUGGACAGUCCAAAGAAACUUAAGCAUAAAUUAGAUCAUGUGAUCAGCGAGCUAGAGGAUGCCAAGGAAAGUCUGCGGAAUGUUUUAGACCGAGAAAAACAAUUCCAAAAAUCAUUGAGGAAGACGAUCAGGGAAUUAAAGGAUGAAUGUCUCAUCAGCCAAGAAACAGCAAAUAGACUGGAAGCUUUCUGUUGGGGGUGUUGUCAGGAGAGUAUAGAACAAGACUGUAUUUCAUGAAACAAUUUCAUGUUCUACCUAAAAUCCACAUUGGUACAAUUUUUUAAAAAAUCAUCCUCAUUUACCAUCACUAAAUAAUAUCCAUCAUUUAAAUGUUUCUUUGAAUCCUCUGGAGCAUUAUGCGUUAUAGUUGUUAUGCCAAGACUUUUUCAAAGGAGUACAGAAAUUUUUGCUAGUUACCGUGUUGUUGUCUGACUUGUGACAAUUAUAUUUUUAUAGACGUAUACUAGUGCUGUGUCACUAUUUUAAGAUAUUAAAAGCUCAAGAAAACUUCACAGGAUAAGAAAGUGAUAUCAGGUCAGCCUCAUUAAGUUAUAGCAGUAGGAGUUGGACAUUUCUUAAGCAGCAUUAGAUUUUUGACUUCAAAAGAAUAUCUUUACUUAUAUAUACUUUAUGGUAAGUACAUUGAAUUUUACUUGAAAUACAUUUUACUAUAAAGUAGAAUUUGUAGUACAUGUCCUUCUUGCAACUAAGCCAAGUUAGUUAUAAAUAAUACCAUAGGACCUCUUUACAGGGCACCCAUAGCACUUCCCCUGAGACUGGCAUAUGGCAUAUGUUGGCUGUUAAAGUUUUCCAGAGCCAGUCAGAGAAGCUCUCCUCAUGAGGUCUAAGUUUUUCAUCAUUCCUCCUCACUAGGAGCACUUUGAUAUGCUUUAAAAAAAACACAUCUUUAAAAGCAAAAAAGUGUCAUAACUCUGAUUAUUGAAUAGUUAGUUGUUUUGACAGUCCUUCAGAACAUUUUGUUUCAUGACUAGUAUAUCAGCAUAGAAGUAUAUCUUCAAAAUCCAAAUGUCGGUACUAGCUGAAUACUUUCAGUGCUGCUUUGUAUUUUAUAGAAAAUUAUUAUUGCUAACAUUAAUACAUAUAUAUAUUAUGAAACCAUUAAAAAUUAAUGAUUGCAUUGUGGCUCUUCCAGUUGAAAUAGGAAUUGGAGAAGGGGUUAGAAUAUUCUCCUUUAAUUAGGAGAGUAGAUUACUGUCCAAGGGCUUUUAUUAGAGAAAUAGGUCAGUAAACAGCAGCUUUAAAUAGUUUCUUACCGAAUAUACAAAAGAAUAUCUCUUAGCUAUUUUCUGAUUGAUCCAAGUAUCAGAAAUUCAGCUUUUCUCCUAAUUUCUUAUAAAAGCAACUAAAAUACAGUGUCAUAACUGUGGAUUAGAAUGCAAAUUAUUAGCGCAAAGCCACAUUCUACGUAUACAAACCUCAUUCAGAAGUCCAUGCUAUAGUGGUUAGAAUUUAAGGAUCAGUUGUUUCAAUGUAUAACUAGAAAUGAAUUGCAUUUUGUGCUAAUCUGUUCGUUGUAAUUUUGUGAUGUAUUAAUAUCAGUAAGAUUAUGGUCACUUGCAUUUUUUAUUUAAGAAUUUUCAGUGUUUUAAUGCAUGUUAUAUUUUUAUGUAGGAUCCCAAGCCUUCCCCCUGAAUAGACUUUUACCCACAUUUAAGAGAUCAGCAUUAUGCUAAGUGGAAAUCACUGAGGUCAUAUCUUUUUACUGUCUUAAAAAAAUUCAGAAGCUAAGUAUUGUUUCUUUUAGUUAUUUAAUUUUGAAUUCACAGUGAACACUCUAAUAGGAAGUUUGGGUACGAUCUUAGGUUUUAUGGAAUACCAUGAUAGAGAUGGAGACUUUUUUUUUUCCUCUUGCCCUGUUUGUGAAGAUACAAUUAAAGUAAGCCAAUUCAUGGAUAAAAGUAAGAGGAUAGAUCCAAACACCAACAAAAAGAAAACCAUUGCUGUUGAGUCAAUUCCAACUCAUAGUGACCCUAUUGGACAGAGUAGAACUGCCCCCAUAGUGUUUCCAAGGAGUGGCUGGUGGUUUGAACUGCCAGCCUUUUGGUUAGCAGCCAAGCUCUUAACCAUUGCACCACUAGAGCUCCAGAUCCAAACACAGUAUGUCCAAAAUUUAACUCCCUGAUGGCUGCUUAGAUAAAUCAACCCUUCCUGACAUUUGUAAAGUCCCGGUUUCUGCCAUGAUCACAAUUGCUGCAGUUACUGUUACUACUUGUGUUCACUGUUACUACUUGUGUUCACAGUUCACAGUGAACUCAGCCCUUGUGGUCUUUUUCAUUCAACCUAGUAUCACUGAGAGAGUUAACUGUAGGCAAAAUACUGGUUAUCAGCAAGUACCUGGAGCUAUUCAUUUGCUCCUUAUUCUCUUGGAGAAAUGGUUAUCAAUAGAAAGCUUACAUAAAACAUAGAGCCUGCCCCACCUACUGCCUCAAACAAAUACCUGAACACAGUCUACACCUCAGUCCUCUGUUCCCAGAGAUUCCAGACUAGCCUGGGGAAGAACCAUCCAGUGCAGAGCAAAACCAAGUCAUCUGUGUCCACAGGCUCCUCAGGCAGCCAAGGCCGACCUAAGGGUUUCACUUUGCUUUAAAGCUUGGAGUGGCCUCUGGCUCUUGGAAUAAACCAAAACACCAGUUCAACCUCAGCACCAAAUCAGGUACGAAUGAUGUGACGUGGCAUUUUUCUCCGUAUGAAUAGAUUUUGGUUGCUAAAGAUAAUUAUACCCUAGUUUUUAACUUGAAAAAAAGGGUGAAAUGUAUUGAAUACAUAUUUACUUUUAAGAAAAGGUAAAAUUAUUACAGAAAUAAUGGAGUGGUGAAGAAUCUGUAUUUGCAAAAAUAAAAUAUUUUAUUCAGUAAUGCAAUCUAUGUGGUUUUUAUACAUUCUGUUAUUCAAUAAAAUGAGCAACAAAAAGACACGAGUAUGUAUAUAAUGUUCUUGCUUUAAUUUCUUUCACAUCUUUUCCCUCCACCAAUAACUCUAAUAGGGUCUGCUAGUUUAGAUGACCAAGGUGGCAGGUCUGCUUUCACCAUGAUAUCAACCUGCCACAGAGGUCUUUCCUGCUUUGAGCCUCACUCAAAAUUGGCAGUCUUUCGUGUCGCCCAGUAUAUGGGUGAGAGUAGUAUUCCCAGAUAUGAAGUAUACUAUCUUCAGAACACAGAGAGGGCCGUAAGGUGUUGUGCUUCCUUCUUCGUGGGAGAUAACAAGGUGUAGUAAUCUGUCUUUUACUUUAGAGGGGAUAUCCUAGCAUGUCUCGGAUCACUGGACACCCCUUCCCAAUUUUUACCAAUAUGGUGGACCUCUGAAUUUCAUAGGUUUUCUCUUUCUCUCCCACACGUGCUUUGUCAAGACCUCAAAUUUGCUAGUCACUUCUUCCUGAUCCCAUUGGAUUAACAUAAUCUACCAGUUUAGUGAACUAAGUGAUGCUCUGCAGAAUGUCUGUCUGGUCUAGGUCUCUUUCCACUGUAUUCUAACGGAAGCAGGAGAGUUAACAUAGCCUUGGGACAAGACUGUACAUGUAUACCAUUGUCCGUUCAUGUGAAUGCAAACUGUUUCUGAUCGCGUUUGAUAAGAUAGAUGGAAAAGCAUGCACCCACCAGGUUAAUGAUUGCAUACUACGUUCCUGUAUCCAUGUUAAUGUACUCUAGCAAAAAUACCACAUCUGGCACAGCAGCUGCAGUCAGGACUACUACUCAGUUGAAUUUGCCUUAGUCCACUACCA
Messenger RNA from Trichechus manatus latirostris (Florida manatee), 4270 nucleotides. It is a transcript of the gene THAP6, whose product is annotated as THAP domain containing 6. The coding region runs from base 100 to 768 and encodes 222 amino acids. The transcript is spliced from 5 exons. The record is from RefSeq and is a predicted model, not a curated record. NCBI's taxonomy places the organism in Eukaryota, Metazoa, Chordata, Mammalia, Sirenia, Trichechidae.